GCGAACUUCAGUUAUCCAAACUCCGAUGAUGCCGUCACUCUUCCGCGGCCGCGACGGCCGAUUCAGACUCCCCGCGGCGCUCUCCGUCGAUCUCCUCCUCCUCCUCCACCUCGUGCUCGUGCUGCUCCCGCCGCUGGCGGCAGCGCAGCAGCAGUACGAGGCCAACGCGCAGACGGACUGCGACGCCGACAACGGCAGCUCCGUCCUCGGCUACACCUGCGGCGACCCGGCCACCUCGCCGCCGUCAUGCACGGCCUACCUCACCUUCCGCUCCGCCCCGCCGAGAUACGCCUCCCCCAUCACCGUCUCCUACCUCCUCAACGCCAGCGUCCCGGCCGUCGCCGCCGCCAACGCCGUCCCCGUCCCCGUCCCUGUCCCGGCCGACGGCCUGCUCCUCGUCCCCGUCCCCUGCGCCUGCACGGCCGCGGGGUACUACCAGCACGACGCCGGCUACGUCAUCCAGUUCGACGACGAGACUUACUUCAUCAUGGCGAACGACACGUACCAGGGGCUCACGACGUGCCAGGCGCUCAUGGCGCAGAACCCGGCGCACGACAGCCUCAACCUCUACCCCGGCAUCAAGCUCACCGUGCCGCUGCGCUGCGCGUGCCCGUCGCCGGCGCAGGCCGCUGCCGGGGUGAAGUACCUGGCGACGUACCUCCUUGGCUGGGACGACGACUCGUCCACCGUCGCCGACCGCUUCGGCGCCGACUACCAGGCCGUUCUUUACGCCAACAACCUCACCGACGACUCCACCGUGUACCCCUUCACCACGAUGCUGGUUCCGCUCAAGCGCCGCCCCAAUGCAGACGUGACGGUCUCGCCGGAGCCGCCGGGUCCAGCUCCUGCUCUGGCUCCGGCUCCGCCGCCGCCGCCGGUGCCAUCCAGUGAAUCGGUCAGUGGCAAGUGGAAGAAAUCCUUUCUUGGGAAGUGUAUCGGCAUAGGAGUUGGUGUUGGGUGCGCGGUUCUUGCGUCUGGUGCUCUGCUUGCUCUGCUCCUGCUAUGGCGUCGACGGCGGUGGCAGGGCAACGGCGAGCUAGCUACGACGGCAAUCCACGACGUGCCGUUGGCGCCGGGUAAAGAGGGAGCAAAGGCGACGCCGGCAUGGAUGGUGCCGACGACAGUGGCUGAUGCCGACGUGCGAGAUGCGGUGGGAUCGCUGACCCUGUACGAGUACGGUGAGCUCGAGACUGCGACGGCGGGGUUCGCGAAGGAGCAUCGCAUCGGAAACUCGUCGGCAGUCUACCGCGCGGUGAUCAACGGCGACGCGGCGGCGGUGAAGCGGGUGGCCGGAGACGUGGGCGCCGAGGUGAGCGUCCUGGGACGUGUCAACCACUCGUGCCUCGUCCGCCUGUUCGGCCUCUGCGUGCACCGCGGCGACACGUACCUGGUGUUCGAGCUCGCCGAGAACGGCGCGCUCAGCGACUGGAUCCACGCCGGUGGCGACGGCGGCCGCGGCCGCGGCCGCGCCCUCUCCUGGAGGCAGCGGAUGCAGGUGGCGUUCGACGUGGCCGACGGGCUCAACUACCUGCACAACCACACCAGCCCGCCCUACGUGCACAAGAACCUCAAGAGCUCCAACGUCCUCCUCGACGCCGGCUUCCGCGCCAAGGUCUCGAAUUUCGGCCUGGCGCGCGCCGUCGCCGGCGCCGGCGCCGGCGCGCAGAUGACGUCGCACGUCGUGGGCACGCAGGGUUACCUGGCGCCGGAGUACCUGGAGGACGGGCUGAUCGGCCCUCACCUCGAUGUGUUCGCCUUCGGUGUCGUCCUCCUCGAGCUUCUGUCCGGGAAGGAGGCGGCGCCUGAUCGGGACGGCGGCGAGGGUGGCGAAGCCUUGCUGCUGUGGGAGGAAGCGGAGGGGCAGCUGGUGCCAGCGGCCGACGGCGAGGACGCGCGGGCGCGGGGCAGCAGGGUGGCGGCGUUCAUGGACGCCAGGCUGCGCGGCGACUACCCGUUGGAGGUGGCGAUGGCGGCGGCCGCGCUGGCGCUGCGGUGCGUGGCGCGGGAGCCCCGCGCGCGGCCGUCGAUGGCGGAGGUGGUGUUCUCGCUCUCGGCGUUGCGCAGAUCGACGCUCGGUUGGAGCACCGUUGAGCUUCGCGUCUCGGCAGCUGGAUGAAAAAGACCCAGUGGGCUGAUGGCCCAUUUGGGAGUUUGAGCACGACAACUAUCUAGCUCGGCCCAGUGGCGAACCCAGAAUAAAAAUUUACGUUAUCUGAUUAUUGUACUUGUACGCUAAUUAAUAUAAUAUAAUUUAGUAAGAAUUGAAUAAUUUACUCGGGGUCCGAGAACCCUUGGAAGAUAAACUUAGGUUCGCCACUGGCUGGGCCAAUAGUGGACUUGUCGUCAUACAAAAAAUGACUGAUUUUGUAUCUACUU
Molecule: messenger RNA, 2376 nt
Organism: Oryza brachyantha (malo sina)
Lineage: Eukaryota; Viridiplantae; Streptophyta; Magnoliopsida; Poales; Poaceae
Product: protein LYK5-like
Exons: 1
Coding region: 26-2116 (696 amino acids)
Biological process (GO): protein phosphorylation
Molecular function (GO): protein kinase activity; ATP binding
Source: RefSeq, a predicted model, not a curated record